AGCUUCCUGGCAGCGGCAGCAGCUUGUGUCUACUCUCCUUCUCUCUGGCACACGCACUCACUCUCUCUCUCUCCCCCUCUCUCUCUCUCUCUCUCUCUCUCACACACACACACACUCACUCAGUAUCAGUAGCCUAUGUAGAACCACGUAGCACCAGCUUUGGAUUUUAACCACCAACACCACCACCACCAGCCGGAGCGGCAAUGGAUCUCUUUGAAUUCGACUUUUUCAGAGACUGGGAGCUUGAACAACCAUGUCAUCUGGAGUCGGAGCGCAGCGCCCUGAAGAGGAGAGAGUGGGAGAGGAGGAACCAGGAGGUCCAGCAGGAUGAAGACCUGUUCUCAACUGGAUUCAACCUGUUUGGAGAACCUUACAAAACUAAUAAAGGUGAUGCAUUGGCCAGUCGCGUCCAGAACACGCUGGGCUCCUACGAAGAGAUGAAAGACCUGUUAACCAGCCACUCCAACCAGAGCCACUUGGUGGGAAUCCCCAAAGGCAGCAGUGCGAACAACAACCUACAGACCCCGACCACUUCAAUGACAGACAGACCCGCCAUGGAGUCCCAGCUUUUCAAUGACACCUUAAGAGGGGGAGCAGGUGGAGGAGGAGGAGGAGGAGGAGCAGAGGCAAGUGGGGAUAAGAGGAUGGGAAAUGCACCAUCGUCAUCUUCAGCCUCCAUGCAGCCUCCUGCUUCGACCACGUCGUCAUCAAGCACGUCGACAAUCCCACAUCAGACUUCGAAGAAGUCACGGAGCUCCAUGGACUGGUCAAGGGGAGGCCACGGACAGAGUACCCAAGGACCGGGCCUCGUCUUGGGGUUGGGACAGAACGGCCAGGGGCAGGCUGCUGGAGCUGCCAGUGGCAGAGGGAAAAUAUCUUUAUUGGAGGAGCAGCAAAUGCAAAGGCACGAAGAGCUGUUUAGCUCACUGAAAGAUGAACUGGGUCUAAAAGAAGAUUCAAGCCCUUCUUCUUCCUCUUCCUCCUCCUCUUCCUCCUCUUCCUCUUCUAGAAGGCACUCUUCCCACCCCUCCAAAACCCUUCCUCUCCCAGAUGGUGGCAAUUUUCGAUCUUCCACCAUGGACGGUGGCCAUUUUAAGUCUUCCGCUAACACAGAAAAUGGUGGACAUUUUAAAUCCUCCCCGUUUGAAAAUGAAACAGGUUCUCACCUCUCGACAUCCUCCUCCCCGCUGGCUUCCACUUCGGUUCUGACGACGCCUACUCCCGGUCUAACCACUCCCACAUCUGGAUUAACUACCCCCACCUUCCCACCUGGUAGCCUAUCAGGGAAGCCAGUCGCCGUUCAGCAGAAGCCCACCGCGUAUGUUCGACCAAUGGACGGCCAAGACCAGGCGCCGAGUGACUCUCCCCAGCUGAAACCGCCCCUAGUGGCCACAGAGGGAUUCAACGGCAGCAGUCAGGCUUAUGGAGGAAACUCUGGGAACGUGAAGAAUAAACUGCCAAAACUGAGUCUCAGCCACACAGGGGAGGUCAGCCUACCAAAUGACUCCAGCUGUGUUGAAGAGAUUUUGCGGGAGAUGACCCAUUCCUGGCCUCCUCCUCUCACAGCCAUACACACUCCUGGGAAAGCUGAUCAGACCAAGUUCCCCAUCCCAAACAAAGAGUCGCAGCAUGUGACCUCAGGCUACAACACCCAGAAGCGAUGUAGUGUAUCAGCUAACAAGCCUGCUGCUAAACCACCAACUGCACCACAGAAGUCGAUGUUGGAGGAUGACCUGAAGAUCAGCAGCGACGAGGAAGAGGCCGAACAACAGGUGUCUGACAAGCCCAAAGCAAGAGGCACAGCCCUGAGUGGUGCAUCAGGGAGCAGCAGCGAAUCAGAGAGCAGCUCAGAGUCGGACACAGACGAGUCAGAGAGCAGCUCCAGUGACAGCGAGUAUAACCAGGCCUCCCGCACACACACUCCAGAGCCUGAGCCGCCCUCCACCAACAAGUGGCAGCUGGACAGCUGGCUGAACAAGGUCCAAGCUCAAACCAAACCUCUGGUUCCCCCACAGCAAGAACAUCAUGGUACAGGCUCCAUCAACCAGGGUCCAGAGACUUUCUCUCCAGGGAAUGAAGCACCAGGAGUGGGUACGGCUGCCAAGGCCAAGCUCUGCGGAUCCAAUAGCACCCCUGUUCCAGCUGCACCAGCAGUGGAGCACAAGGAUACGAGGGGAGCUUUCUGCCCGGGCAGAGAGAAGGCCAAGGCCAAACUCAGCCAGAAGACCUCAGGGGAGGGCCAGAGGGCGAAGAUGAGGCUGUCGCCGGGCCUGUUGUCAGGGCCAGAGGUCACGACCCCGAGGAGGAACACCACAGGGAAGAAACAGCCCAGACGGACAGAGAGGUCAAACAGUGCGGAGGAUAAUCAGAACCAGACAUGGAGCAGAGCAAACCAGCACAGCCCUGCAGCGCGGGAGAAGGACCUGUUGCCUCCCCCCUCCCUGGAGCAUCAGAACCCCACAAGGCCGCGAAGCAAACCCCCCAGUGGGAAAACAGCCCCCAGGAAAGAACCUCGCAGUGCUACCAACUCAAACAACAACACAGUUACUCCACCAGCAGCGCUACAGCAGACCCCUGUGCCAAUACCUGCUGUCAGUGUAAACCAGCAGGAAAAGAGGAAACACAGAGGCCCGAGCACCAGAAUCACACCCAAGUCCAGAGAAUUCAUCGAGACAGAUUCCUCCUCCUCCUCCUCAGAAUGCCAGUCGGAUACAGAGGAAGCCAUCAAAAUCCCCGCUCUGCCGCAGACGACACGCUCUGCGAUUAACACACAGACUCUGUCCAACACGCACAUACACACGCCUCUCCUCCCGUGCCUCGGCUCUGCCGGCAGUAUGGGCAGUCUGGGAGCAUUUGGAGGGAAAGGACUGCGAGUCAAAGAUGGUAGCAAUGUGACCACUAAUGGUAGCAGCAGUAGUAAUAGUAGCAUCAGCAGCAGUAAUAAUGGCAGCAGUAAUAGCUGUAACUCCCUAAGCAUUAGCAACAUAAGUGGUUCAUUCGGUACUUCUGUUCCUGAUCCUGGAGGGUUAGGAGGGCAGUGCAAGGACCUGGAGUCCAUGUCCCCACCUUCCAACAUGGGACACGAGGUGCCUCUCUCCCCCCUCAGGGAGUACCCGGAGAUCCAGAGUCUGUGGGUGAAGAUCGACCUGAGUUUGCUCAGCAGGGUGCCCGGCCAGGGUUUGGGGGAAAGAUCCAGGGUGGGACUCGCAGAGAGGGACGGCAGUGAAGGGAGAGACACAGAGAGACCGGGCGAGAGGACAGGUGUGGCGGAGAGAGACAGACAGAAGCAGGAAGACAGGGAGUGGCCUGGGCUGAGAGAAAGACAGAAGUUAACUAAAGGAGAGAGACAGGAGGAAGAAAAUGAGCGAUUAGUGCAGGACAGAGAGAGGCAAGGUGACAGAGACAGAUUAACGGAGAGAGAGAGGCAGUCGGAUAGAGAGGACAGAGACAGAUUCGGGCUCGGGGAGAGGGAAAGGACGACGGCGAGGGACAGAGAGAAGGUAUGCUUAGGUCUGGGGGUCCUGGACAACCCCCCAGUGCAAGAGCAGAGUAAUCCCAGACUGGCUGGGAGGACGGACAGAGGAGAGAAUGGAGGGAAACACAGGAAACAAGCAGCUGCGAACAUGAUGGUCCCAACAGAGAAACACACCAGCAAGAACAAGAGGAAACACAAGUCGGACCACACUGAGUCAUCAGUCAACGGCAAUAAGAAGCUGCGAUUGGACAAGGACUGUCAGCUCCUCCCACCCUGCAUCUCUCCAAUACACAACCACAAGAACAGCUCCACAGACAGCUCUCUGAACAGGAAGCAGUCUCGACGGCGCAACGAGAAGCUGCUUCCUCCCCUCCUGUCCCCGCUCUCUGACGACCCCCCACGCAAACGAACCUGCGACGGCAGUUCCUCUCUCAGCCAGGAGGCCGGCGCCUCAGGGAUUCUGGCCUGCUCCACUACAUCCACCGCCUCUUCCUCAUCCUCCUCCUCCUCCUCCUCUCACAGACACAGGAGAGGUGAAGGCAAGGUGUCGUCACAUGCGAGAAACGUGAGCGAAACGGAGCCCCACGGCGAGAAGCCCUGUGGAGAUGGCUACCAUGCCAACGGACAGUCAGACUCCGAGGUGUGGUCGGAACCACUGAUGGAACCUGCAGAACCUCGCAGGCCAAGGCUGUCGUUCAGUGACACAGUCCACAGUGCAGACUACUACAUGCAGGAAGCCAAGAGACUCAAGCACAAAGCUGAUGCUUUGAUGGACAAAUUUGGUAAAGCGGUGAACUACGCAGACGGUGCGCUCUCCUUCAUAGAGUGUGGAAAUGCUAUGGAGCGAGAUCCACUAGAGGCCAAGUCACCGUACACCAUGUACUCCGAGACUGUGGAGCUAAUCAGGUAUGCCAUGAGGUUGAAGAACUUCACCAGCCAUUCAGCUACUGUCGCUGAGAAGAAACUAGCUGUACUGUGUAACCGCUGUCUGUCUCUGCUGUAUCUGAGGAUGUUCCAUCUGAAGAAAGACCACGCUGUCAAGUACUCACGGUCGCUCAUGGAGUACUUCAAGAAUUCAGCCAAGAGUUCCCACCAAGCACCUUCUCCUUGGAGGACCAACGGGAAGGUCAAUGGGACUCCAUCGCCCCUCUCACUCAGCCCCUCCCCAGCCAGCAAUGGAGGAGGAGGAGGAGCAGGAGGAGGAGGAUCUGGAGGAGCCACAGGUUCAUUGGGCAGUGUGGCUAUUCCCCAACGGAUUCACCACAUGGCCGCCAGUCACGUUAACAUCACCAACAACAUCCUGCGGAGCUAUGAACACUGGGAGACGGCUGACAGACUGGCCACUGAUAGCCAAGAUUUCUUCCAGGAGCUGGACUCGGUGAUGGAGCCGCUGAGUCAGCAGAGCAGCAUGACUGAGCUGGUCCUAUACAUCAGGCAGGGACUGCACUGGCUCCGCAUAGAGGCUCACCUGCUGUAGAGACGGGACAGGAGACAAAAUUAAACAAAACAAAAAAAACAAAAGAAAAAGAAAUGGGCCUGGGAGCUAGAACUGGGAUAACAAGUGAGAGGAGACUCAGGAUGAUGCUUCAAUUCCCUGUGGGAUCUUUCAAAUGAAACCAAACAUCCAACGAUAAUGUAAUAACAUAGACUGGGUGGAUAAAUUGGACUGAAAUUCACCUGCAGCUUGAACUGAACAGUAACUAAGUUUGGGAGUUUCAGCUGUGAAUCACAGAAUACAAAUUAGCGUAUUAAAAAUUUGGCUGAUUCUGUCUUUUGGAGAGAAUAAUACAUCAGAGCAGGUAGCUUAGAUUCCUAUGGGGACAAUAGAUGUUACAAACUCCCUGUCUCCCUGAGUAGAAAUAAGAACCAGAUAGGAAAAAGGAAAUAGCACUUUUACUAAGACAGGAUCAUUUUAAAAAAAGAUAUGCGAGAGGCUGAUGUGAUUAAGGUAGGAAAGGAGCUCGACAGAGGCUCAUCUCCUCCUGCAGUGGCCUAGAAACGUGUCUGUGAUUGGGACUACAAUUAAAGCCUCUGGCUGAUAUCGAUCCAAGUGGAAAAGUACUGGUCCAAUCCAUUAGAUAAGAACCACCCUGGUAAAGGAGAGAGGCUCAGGUACAACCACGAGAGCUGAAUUAAUGGAGGCUGAAGUUAGUCCUCUGCUUCUCAGUCAGUCCAUCUUCAGUCUUUAGUGAUGGAUCCUCCGAAAUGAACUCUGGCAAACAGAAGCCAGAACCCGCCUCUGUUCUGCAUCUUUUUCUAUUUUCGUUCAAAUGACUUACACAUGCACAGGCAUCUACAGGAAAUGUACUGAUGCAAUCCAGGAGGGAUAAUCCAGAACAGCUGGUCUUUGGCAUUUUGAAGAGUAAACAUAUUAACAUAUCAGCACAAGUACAGUUACAAUGAUAAAGAAGUCACAUUUGCUAUUUAAACAGAUACAUCAGUUGUGCAUCUUCUUCUGUUGUAUUUCUGACAGAGUAGCUCCUAAAAGCUCACUUCCUGUAACUGAAAGAAAUCUAAUUUCAAACUGAAAUCUGGGACUGGUCUGAUUAAGACAUUCUUAGCGCUUCCAUCAGUAAACACAAGUGUCACCAAAUCGCCCAGAAAUUAGAUUUGAAGUUACAGUUUGAGGAUUUGCUUCCUAAAUCUGGAUUAUUUUCUGGUCAACCACAAGAAACCAGUUCAUCCAGGUUUAUUUAUUUGCCCUCAUCUGAGUAUUACAAGGUCUAGUUACUGUUUGAGAACUUUCCAUAUUAUACUGAUAUGAUUAUUGGUACCAAUACCAAAACAAUAUAUAAAGAAGUUGUUCUGCAAAACCGUUUUUUGCAUUUAACAAAAGAAGCGAAAGUUCUCAGAUAUCUAUACGCAGUCAUACAUAUAGACUUUUUCAUAAAUAAAAAGGGUUAGGAUUAAUAAAAGCUUACUGUCCAUUUUUUUUAAUUGAAAUUUUCAAUAUGGACAAAUCUAUCACAGCCCCAAAAAUAUUGAGACUUGGUACCUAGCCCUCUGGUUAAAGGCAGUGACACUAACGUUUUUAAAUGUUAACAUUGUUUAAAUACAUCUGUGAUCACAGUUAUCAGGAUAUCUUUUGUUUAUCCAUUUGCUAUCAAGAAACUCCCACUAUAUGUGACCUGCAUCAGUGGUUUGUUUAAGCAGAGGCUUUCAAAUCUCAGAGCGCCUCGGUACAAUUGAAUCAAGAUAACUUCAACAUUAAGAUGUGUCUAGCCAGAGUGAGGAUUACAAGACCUGGUCAAGCUGCAGUGCAGGGAGUUAAUAGCCCAGCAGAACAAGCACUCAAUUCACCGGUACUACAAAUGAGGGCUUUUUCCCAUCAAAUAAAGCAUUUGUCUGGUUCUUCUCUUACCGGUUAUGGGCUUUUGUGAAAUCCCACUCAGCUCUAGUUCCCAUAGUAACCCACCCACUAAGGUGUCAAACACUUACAGGGGGAAAAACUACAAGAUUCAGUAUGAUUUGGCUCUAAUUGAGCUCCCACCCAUGUGGAAAUCAAGUAAACAGGGUGAAAAUCUCACAGCAGCUUUUCUGCUCUGAUGUAAAAAAAAUCUGCGACUUUGUACAGCACUUAAUGAGAUCAAAUCAUCUGCUGGAUAUCCUGUAGUCGUUUCCCGACAUUUGUCGUGUUGUGUUGUUAGUGUGUAUACGUGUACAGCUAAUUGUCAGGUCUAUUUAAAUCAUUACCUGACUGGACAAUAAUGAUGUUUGUGUAUCAUAAUGUACAGACUGUGACUCCUGAAAACAGUGUUUGUUUUUGUUUUUUAGCGUCUUGUGAAUGAUUCAAUGUGAAUGGAUGAGUAAGUGAAACAAGAAAAUAGGGUAUCUAUAUAUAUGUGUGUGUGUGUGUGUGAGAGAGAGAGAGAGAGAGAGAGAGAGAAAGAGUGUAUAAGAGCGUGUAUGUGUGUGUGUGUGUCCAUGCGCAGGCUAUGGCUGCAUUUACACAGCACCAAACAUAAUCUGAUUUUUAACUCUUUGUGGCACAUGAAAUCAAAAGGAGACUACACUGUUCCCAUGUGGUUUCUCUUCUCUUUUCACGUGGGCUAUAAAGCCUUAAAAUCUGGAUUUUUUUUCUUCAUGGUCUCUGUAAAUCCAGCUCAUCAAGCAUGAGUUUUUAAGUUUUGGAUCAUUUGACCAUCGCUGAAUGUGUAUGGAAGACAAUGCGGAUGUGAAAAAUAAUUUUCACUUUGACAAAAAAAAAGAAACUCAAGUGCCUCUAUUUGUGUCCAGUGGGAAUUGCUCUAUUUAUUUAAGAACAAAGAAUGAAUCUAAAUGAUUUUCCAUACCAUAUUGGUAUAAAUAUGAGAUUGUUUUUCGUAAAAUCAAAUGUUUCCAUAAGCUUUUUACUGGCGUUUAUGACGACACCAGGGUUUGGCUUUAAGAAAAAUGUGUGAUUUAACGUGUCAAAUUUGCAUAAGUUGCUGUUUCUUUUCUCUCUUGAUGAUUUGAAAGUAUGGGUUUGUCUGAAAUGCCUGAAAAACUAAAACCAUCGCAUGCAAUAAAUGAUAGCUUCAGACCAAGAACUACUUGUGUCCAUUUUGAAAAAAAAAAACAAAAAAACAAUGUAUUUCUUGUCGCAUAGUCAUUUGCAGUGUGAAUGUUCUACAUCACCUGAAAGUACAGAGCCACUUUAAAUGCACAACACUAAAGAUAACAGUCUGAUGGAGGUAAAACAUUCAAGAAUAUCAUGGUACUUAAAACCUUAAAGGAACAGUUCGAUACUCUUUCUUGCUGAGAGUUAGAUGACAACAUCGAUACCACUCUCAUGUUUGUGUGCUAAACAUGAAGCUAGAACCAAUAGCUGGUUAGCUUAGCUUAGCACAAAGACUGGAAACAGGGGAAUCAGCUAGCCUGGCUCUGUCUGAAGGUAACAAAGCCCAUCUACUCGCACCUCUAAUGUUAACCAAAUAACACAUUAUAUCUAGUUUGUUAAAGGUUAUUUUCAGGUAAUAAGGAACUUAGAUAAUAGCUGCUACGUUAGCUGUUAACUGAGUCACGGUAGUCCUGUGAACUGUCACAUGAUUAGUUACUUUAUGGACACCGGAAGAAGUUUACAGGACUGUCAUGAUAGCAGGUGGAUCUCAUAGUGAAUAUGAGAAUCUAGGAGAGGGACAGACUGAAAAACAACAUGCUGAUCUGAGCUCUCAGCUUGUGUUUGCUGUCUGUAGCUGCUUUGUAGCUAGUUGAGUUGAAGCAGCUGUUGCUUCUUGAGAUAACCUGUGUUUUUUGAAUAUGCUAGCAAGUAGUACGGACCUUUCAUUAUUCUUGCUCAGUUGCUUUGCACAUUGAGUCAAGAAAUAUUUUAUAUUUCAAUCAUGUUUCUGUCCUCCUGAAAAAAAAAGCUAAUUAAAAUUGUGACGCAUCCCAAAGCUUGGUCAUUUUUUGGCCAUAUCACCCAACCUUAGUUUAUGGAAUAUGUACAAAAGCCAAACUGUAAACGCAACAUGUUGUUGUUUUAUGGAGGUGACUAUGGCACUGGUGUAGUAGCCUCACAGUACACUUCGGUUUUUGUACAAUUAGAAAGAAAAAAAAACACAUGGUAUAACAUCAGAUUGGGAUUAGACUGUGGCUUUCUGAGGUGUCAUGGUCAGAUCAGGCUUCCAGUUUUGGAGGAGGAAAUUUAGGUUUGUUUCUAGUUCCAUAAUUAAUUUGUUUCAUAGUGCAUCAUCGCAUUUAAAAUCACCAUGUUGAUACAAUGAGAAAGGCUGCUGAACUGAAUUUGUUGUCAAGAGAUGCGCUCCAGUAGCCACCAAAUCCAUGCACAAUAAAAAAGCAAAACAACACAUGAAAGCAGCCCAUGAACCACAAUAUUUAAAAAAAAUAACUAGCAUAUGUCCCAAACACGCUCCCAAGACAGCAGACAAAAACAGUGCAGACAUUUAAAAUUACAUAGGAAAAGACAGUGGCAGUUAAUUAAACCUGUGAACUUUUAGACCUAUAAAUCACACUUAUGAAAUUCAUUUAUCAUUCAUUGUAGCUUUGGAAAUGUCAAAUAGUAAGUGGACAAAAUUUAGUUACCUCUGGGGGAGCUCAGGUCUCUUUCGGGGGAGUUAAGCGCCCCUCUGGCUGCCCCCUAAUUUGAACACUAUAUAACGUGUUUAAUAGCGAGCUGUAGAGGUGCUGCUGAGUGGAUUUUCUUUUUGCCAUCCUAGCUGUGGCCCCCUGUUUCCAGUCUUUUUAGCUAAGCUAAGCUAACCGCCCAUGCACUGGCUGUAGCUUCAUAUUCAUCACACAGACAUGAGUGGUAACAAUCAGCAAGAAAGUAAACAAGCAUAUUUCCAGAAAAUGUCAAAGUGUUCCUUUAAAAUGGACUCUGAAAUGGUUCUUCAUCUGAAAGCGUAAAGAUGUUAACUAGUUUGACAAAAAUGCCUUUUAACGUUAUUUUAUUUGUUUUUUUCUCUUUUUCUUUUUUUGAUUUGAGGUCAUGAAGCCAAAAUAAGCCCCAAUGAGCCAAUGAAGUUCUCCAACAGCCAACAAACGAAACCCACAAUCUGUUUCUGUUAGACCUCAGUCAUUACAAGUCCGUAAUUGAUCCAAAGUGUUGCUCAGUCCAAUUCAAUGAUGUUUGGUGUUGUUUUGUUUAAUGGUGAAACAGUGAUGUUACUGUAUGGUUAUUGUUAAUUUCACACAAUGGUCCUUAUUUUGAUUAUAUGCAGCGGUACGAUAUACAUAAUUAUACAAUAAUAUGCUGUACAAAGUCUAAAGCAUUGCAUUGGUGACAUCAUUGGAAACACCUCACUAUGUUACAUGUCACAUGAUGGCUAUGGUAAAUGUUGAAUUCAUGCAACAGUUCAUUUAUAUGCAAUGUCAAUAUGUCAGUAUAUUCUGAAACAUUUUGGAGACAGACUGCCUCAGCAUGGCCUUUUAUUCUGCUGACAUCUUAUUGAAUAUCCCAUUAGCUCCUGUUACAUUAUCACAGUUGUCAACUUGUUUAUCAAAGACAGCAGUGACAGAGCAUCAACGUCGCUGCUGUUGUGAUCACAAUAGAGAGCGAAACAGACUGAUUUAGUCUUUGACGACAGAUGGUAACAAGCUGAUAAUACAUUGAUAAUCUUUCCAGGACUGAUGAGUGUCUCUAAUAUUUGUUUGCAUUUCACAAAAUCACAGAUACCUUAGGAAACUGCCAAAACUGCCUCAUAUACUAAAUGAACUAGCAGUAUUUACAAGCAUAAUAGGAUUUUUUUUCUUCUCAAAUUCCUGUAAUCUACCACAGUGCUGCUUUUAUUUUGGGUUUCUUCCAUUUCAUUGUCCUCAGUUGUACUGUGGGAGCCAUGCAACAGUGUUAGAAACAAGAAAGAGCUCGAAAGAGCUAAUUUAGCUUUUAAAUUAUUUGUUGAGAUCACCAGAAAUAGACAUUAUUAUCCUCUCGCACUGGUCAGUUCAAGAAAAUAACUGCUAACAUGUUGUAUCAUGUUUCCUAAUUGAUGCCUAAUUACUCAGCAGUAACCAUCAUAAGUCCUUUUCAAGUUAUUCCAUCAGUAAAAUAACCUAAUAUGGGACAAUUCAUAUCCUCAGCUGUAACAGAAAACACUUCUUAGGCAAAUAAGUUCCACAACCAGCUCAGUGUGUGACUGUGUUCAUUUACACUUACAGGAAUAAUUUGACAUUUUGGGGAAACGCAUACAGUAUAACCUUUUUUUUCUGAGCAUGAGAUGGGAAUAUCAACAUCACUCUCAUGUCUGUGUGUUAAGUAAAAUGAUAGAAGUGGGAGGCAAUUAGCAUAGUUUAGCAUAGAUACAAGGAAGCAGAGGGAAACAAAUACUGUCCAAAAUUAAAAAAAAAUACACAUAGCACCUCUGAAGCUCACAAAUUAAAAUGUCGUAAUAUUUUGAUCCAUACACUAACCAAAACAAUUAAUAGCUCCAGCACCUAACUUUGCCUAAAGCCACAGAUUAUCAUUCUUGCACUGUUGUUGUUUGUGUACAGUUGAAAUCAGUAAGUGUUAUUUAGUGAGCUUUAGAGCUGAAUAUUUGAACUCUGGAGAGAGGCAGGCUGGCUGUUUCCCCCUGAACCUAUGCUAAGCUAGGCUAAUCACCCCCUCACUCUAGCUUUAUAUUUCAUGCACAGAGUGGUAUCAAUCCUUUCAUCUCUCAGAAAGAAAGCAAUUAAGCAUUAUUCUUUUCCUUUACAUCAUCUGCGUUGUUUUGUAGAUGAUAUAAAGUUCAUGUAUUAGGGAAAUGUAGUAUGGAACAUAACAAGCUGGUGAUACAGAGGUAAAAUUGCUACUAAGUAUUUAAUCAAUAGCUAAUUAGCGAGUCAUUCAAAAAGAGCUUAUUUGUCAUUAGAUAGCCUGUUCCUUUCAAUUUUACAGUAAAUAAGAAACUUUAAAAAAGCAGCAAUUAAUAUUCCCUUUGAGACUUUGAUAGCUUCGUGGUCCAAUGUGCCAUUCAUUUGUAAAUCCUCCUGAGACACAAAUCACAAGGGGAUUCAAAAUGACCCAAAUAAAAUCAACCUGUAAUGUUGAUUUUUAGCACUUUCAUGUUUUCAGUCACUCUGUUUGCUGCAGUGGUGAUGAACACGUAGCAGUUUUUAAACGAAGCACUUGGUCACCAUCAGUGGCUGUUAGCGUUUGAUUUUCUUAAAACCUUUAAUCAUAAACCCAUUUUCAUUACAGUAUGACCUGUCUGCACUUCCUUUAGCUUUAUUUGUGCAACACACCAGACAGUAUUCUUAGUGAUGCACUACUUUGGUUCAUGUAUUUAUACAACAGGAUCAUUAAUGUUAAAAUAGACAGCCCCUUUAAAGUGUUGGGUAUCUCACUAUGGUGAAAUUUGCUAAUGAAGAGCCAGACAUUGGCAGUAACACAGUGCCUCUGAUCCAGCCCGACCAAUCUCUGUGUGUGGAUCUGAUGUACAUCACUGGCUAAAGGCAACAGUGUAAAGAUUUCUACAAAACGACAUCUGAGGACACAUCUGUCCAAACAUGGAUUGCAUUGUAUUUUUAAAUGUGUUGCACAACUUCAGCUGUUUCUUCUGUUUCUAUCAGUGCUAUCUUUUGGCCUUUUAUAUGGUUCUUUUUAUAAUGAAGUUGUUCUAUGUGAUGAUCAGAAGUUGUGAUGCAGUUCCAUUGUUUUUAAAUAUUUAAUGUCUCUAAAAUAUGGAUUAAAAUCUGUUUGAACCAGUGA
Seriola aureovittata is the source of this 12605-nucleotide messenger RNA. RefSeq names its product AF4/FMR2 family, member 2 (gene aff2). The record is from RefSeq and is a predicted model, not a curated record. The transcript is spliced from 26 exons. Gene Ontology annotation, molecular function: G-quadruplex RNA binding. Gene Ontology annotation, cellular component: nucleus; nuclear speck. Gene Ontology annotation, biological process: regulation of RNA splicing. NCBI's taxonomy places the organism in Eukaryota, Metazoa, Chordata, Actinopteri, Carangiformes, Carangidae. The coding region runs from base 204 to 4952 and encodes 1582 amino acids.